AUGUCCGCUCAGAACGUAUCUACCCCGGGCUACACAUUCGGUCUCAAGGGGGACUCUACCAAGACCGGCUCUGGCACCCAAGAUCCCGCGUCCUCUCCGCUUUACCCCUUCCACAAACCCGGCGUCGCCGCCGAGCUUAUUGCCACAGCAAAUGCCCUUGUGAACCCGCGCGGCCGCGGCAUCUACGCCACAGACGAGACGCCCGAAGGCAUCGCCGCGCGUCUGAGCGCCUGCAAACCUUGGUCUGGCUCUGACGCGGAAGCGAAGGAACGCCGUCGUGCCUGGCGUGCAUGUCUGUACUCUUCGAUGCCCAAGGAUCACAUCUCGGGCGUUAUCCUGUACACGGAGACGUUGCACGACUUUGAGCUCGCGCCGGUGCUUGAGAAGAGCGGGAUCAUACCUGGAGUGCGCGCUGAUAACGAUUCGCAUCCGCUACCUGGAUCGCCGGCGGGUGAACCUGCUACGCAAGGUCUGGAUGAUCUGCUGCCACGUAUGCAACGAGCGCGGGCCGCUGGCGCGAGGUUCUCGAAGUGGCGCGCGCCGAUCUUGUGCAACGCGAGCACUCUGCCCACCACGGCAGCUCUGGAGGCACAGGCUGAGGCACUUGCGCGUUUCGCUGCUAUAAGCCAGCAGGCUGGGCUGGUGCCCAUCGUCGAGCCUGACGUAGACUUCGCGGAGGAUGCGAGUCUUGAACGAAGUGUUGAGGUUCAUCAGAGGUUUAUCGGGAUGAUCUACUCGCGCUGCAACGCGUACGGUGUUCUGUUAGAAGGGUCGCUCAUCAAGCCCUCUUUCGUGCAGCCUGGUCUCAGGCACAACUCUCGCGCGAACACAACCGCGGACGAUAUCGCACUGGCAACAGCUACGGUGUUGGCGCGCACCAUACCCGUAGGAGUGGCUGGCGUCGUCUUCCUCUCCGGAGGGCUCUCCGACGACGAUGCUGCCGGGUACCUCAACGCGAUCAACAGCUUGAAGGAUAGGGAGAUGCGGGCGCUGCACACAGGGGAGACGGGACAGUACGCGUCGCUAGCUCGGCUGCCGCGCCUUACCUUCUCGUUCGGACGUGGCUUGCAAGGCAACGCGAUGACCAAGUGGGCUGAGGGUGAUGAAAAUGGCGCCAAGGAGGCGUUCGCGAAGCGGGCGGAGAUCUGCUACAAGGCUGCUCGUGGCGAACUGAACGCGGCUUGA
Molecule: messenger RNA, 1185 nt
Organism: Peniophora sp. CBMAI 1063
Lineage: Eukaryota; Fungi; Basidiomycota; Agaricomycetes; Russulales; Peniophoraceae
Source: the annotation of a GenBank genome assembly